Messenger RNA from Branchiostoma belcheri (Belcher's lancelet), 1656 nucleotides. RefSeq names its product glyoxylate reductase/hydroxypyruvate reductase-like. The transcript is spliced from 10 exons. Gene Ontology annotation, molecular function: hydroxypyruvate reductase [NAD(P)H] activity; glyoxylate reductase (NADPH) activity; hydroxypyruvate reductase (NADH) activity. Lineage: Eukaryota; Metazoa; Chordata; Leptocardii; Amphioxiformes; Branchiostomatidae. The record is from RefSeq and is a predicted model, not a curated record. Bases 28 to 1107 code for a protein of 359 amino acids. Gene Ontology annotation, cellular component: cytosol.
UCAAAAUGGCCGCCGCCAUCUGAAAACAUGAACUUUGCCCUAAAACUUCAAUAUUUCUGCAAUAAACCUGCCUUGUUUUGUUGUUUGCUAAAGAGAGGAGGAUCCAGAGAAAUACUUGUGAGAAGUAUGAGCACAACAGGGAAGCCAAAUGUGUAUGUGACCCGCAAGAUACCUCAGAAAGCGUUGGACUUGCUGCAGGGAGAAUGUAAUGUGUCCCAGUGGGCUGCUGAUGACCCUGUACCCAGGGUAGAACUGCUGAAGGGAGUGAAGGGAGUAGAUGGGCUGUACUGUCUGCUGACAGAUAAGAUUGAUGCAGAGGUGCUGGAUGCAGCAGGACCAGGACUGAAGGUAGUCAGUACCAUGUCUGUGGGAUACGACCACGUUUCACUACCAGAACUCAGGAAACGGAAGCUUCCACUAGGCUAUACUCCAGAUGUUUUAACAGAUGCAACAGCAGAGCUGACUGUUGCCUUGCUCCUCACCACAAGUAGGAGACUGGUAGAGGGAGUCCAUGAGGUCAAAAGUGGAGGAUGGGGCACAUGGAUCCCCCUGUGGAUGUGUGGUUCAGGACUAUCUGGCAGUACAGUAGGGAUUGUAGGUCUGGGCAGGAUAGGUGCUGCAGUAGCUGAAAGACUGAAACCAUUUGGAGUGUCACGGUUUCUGUACCAUGGCAGGAACCCCAAACCAGAGGCAGCUGGCAGGGUUGGAGCUGAGUUUGUUGGACUUGAUGAACUGUUGUCAGAGUCUGACUUUGUGAUUGCCACCUGUGCCCUCACACCUGAGACCAAGGAGAUGUUCAACAAGACUGUCUUCAGCAGGAUGAAGUCUUCUGCCAUCUUCAUCAACACAAGCAGAGGAGGUGUUGUACACCAGGAGGACCUGUAUGAAGCCCUGAAGAGUGGAACCAUCAAGGCAGCAGGACUGGACGUCACCACACCAGAACCGCUACCUACUGACCACCCGCUCCUAACCCUGGACAACUGUGUCGUCCUGCCACACAUUGGCAGUGCUACAGUAGAGACGAGGACAGAGAUGGCAGUCUUGGCUGCACGGAACCUACUGGCUGGACUUAAGGGAGAGAAGAUGCCGGCACAGGUUCAACUUUGACCCAGAAACAGCAUCGUAAAAUGUCAGAUGUCGUAUCUUUGUGGUAAAUUAUGUCCAAAUCAAAAUAUGGUGUAGAUACUAAUUUGUUGGUGCAUGCUUAACUUAAUCAUGGUUAAAAAUGCUGUAUCUGAAUUAUUUAUGAUCAUGAAAAUCUACAUAAAUGACAAAAGUAUGUUGAAGGCAGCACAACUUUAUUUUAUUAUAUGGAGGCAAUGUAAUGGUCUUGUAAAAGGUACUGAAACAAUUUGUAAAAGUAGCAUUUUCAAAAAUGUUUGCUCCCUAAGAAAUCUUGAAUUGCAUGGAAAAAAGGUUAAGGUUGCAAGGAUACAACAGAGACCAUGCAAAUGUCUACUUUAUUAAGAUUAAAGCACAAGUGAUCAAACAAUUUAUUUUGCUGGUCUUCCCUUUGUACACCCAUUAUUAAUUUAUACAAUGUACCCAUCAGGGCCACAUAAGUACAUGUCUUACAAGUCAUUUUCCAAAUGUCAGGGCACGAUGUAGGUCAGCUUGUUUCUGAAGGUACAGUCAGUCAUGCACACAUGCUGUAUA